Amoebophrya sp. A25 is the source of this 11268-nucleotide messenger RNA. Lineage: Eukaryota; Dinophyceae; Syndiniales; Amoebophryaceae. The record is from the annotation of a GenBank genome assembly.
CACGUCCACGUCGACUCCAGCUCGACAAGAAGUAUUAAGGGGAUGAGUCGACAGAUGAAUCGACAAAGCGGUAAAAGCGGUCGAAACAGCAACGCCAGCAAGGCUGUUUCUUCGGAGAAAUUGAACGCACCGGUUGUGUUGAGUGGAUCAGGACCACAGCAGAGUUCAGAACUCGAUCCAACUGCACGCUACAUUCCUCACGGAGAGGGUGCUUCUGUCCAUCACAUCGUUUGCAGUAUGCGUCGGCAGCGACUGUUCACUAUCGGCAGUGACCUCACGUUACAGCAACUGCCGUUGUUUGAUCCGUCGAGACACAGGGUGAAAGCUGUUGCUCGUGAGGAUCAAAAUAUUAUGAGAACAUGUGUAAGAGUAAGAAAUGCAUUCUCUACAAAUCAAGAGUCAUCUGGGAGAGCGAAGAAAAUGAGGACAACCUGAGGUGCUGUCCAGAUGAUCUCUGUUCUUGAGAUGCAUGAUUUCCUGCGUACAUCUCCUACACCUCUAAGAAAAGCGAGAAUGAUGGUGCGCAAAGUUCGGACACCGAGAGUAACAUUUCUGCUACUCAGUUCAGUCCGAAUGCGGCGAACAACAAGCUGACGAAUAGCAGUAAGCACAGCGGAUUUGGCCGUAGUAGUUCGAUGCAGCAACAAAACUCGACCAUGAGUUUGAAUUCAACGGCUGUGGAUGCGGAUGGACAGGUGAUCGCUCUGAAAAGAUUAUGGCUAAGUAGGUUUUUGAUGUCACUAUUGUUCGUCCAUGUGAAGGUGGACUAUUUACUGAGUAGACUCGCGGCUCUAGGUGGAUUUUAUGGGGAAAGUAAUUGGGAAAAGGCAAGCGGGAACUUGGUCAACCAGCGCCAGUAGGUAGCUACCUACUCUAAAAUGACACGACUUCGCACUUGGGCAGAACAAUACUUUGGGCCUUGGCCAGAGCACAGCCACAAGCAGAUUCCGGGACCCGCCUCGUGUGUAUGAGACAACAGCAACAGCCAACGACUUUUUGACUGAAGUGGCGAUUGCGACAGUCUCAGACUUUGACGGAUUUUCCUUGGAUGAUAAACCGGGAGUGGACCGACUUUAAGACGAAGAGUUAAAAUACGCGAGUAACAAACACAAUACAUAGCCCAGUUGUAUCAUCCGUGAACUCGGUUAUUCUUAUUUCAGCUUAUCAAUUUAAUCCAUCUUUGACUUCAUUAUCGCUGUUUUCAGGUACUUGGAGGAAUGGGCGCAGACGAGGGUGUGGGACAAGAAGUUAGGUCUGCUCCGCCUGAUAUAGUGAGUUCCUUCUAAGGAUAGUAUCGAAGCGCUGCAGACCUGAUAGGCGGUAGGUCUACUCAGUCUGAUAAUGGAGGUGCUAUGAAUACGUCCAUUACGAGUAAAUUCGUUGGUAGUACUUCUAGUAAGACCACGACUGCUCACCCUCGCAAUCAGAACGCGUCGCAUCAAGAAAUGGUAACCACGGGGACAACUACAACAGCAACUAUCUCUGGUGGUGACCAUUCCAGCAAGAGGACAAGGAGUAAAGACAAGCAAGAAGUACUGGUUGUGAAGGGCUUAGGGUUUGGAGUAAAGGACGAUAGAAGUGCAGAUGGGAAGAAAAUCUUGCGGGAUGGCGCACAUUCUAGUCCGUCUCCUAAUGAACGGAGUAAAAGCAAUUAAGGGCGUAGGUUUUACUAGGUGUUCCUCUUAUCAUUUGUUAUAACGAACGGAGUAAGGGAACACCAAAAUCCUACCUCUAAAGCAAGAAGAAUAAGAAGAAGCGGAAGCGAAAACUCGAACAACAAGAACAAGAGAUCCAACUGUACAUUAAGGCUACCACUAUUACAGCAUCCUCAACACGAUCUUUGUUGGCUCUUUUUAUUUCUACUACUCAACUACACGAUGGCGCUUUUCUCUUUUUCUACUGCUCAGCGUCAGCACGAUCUUCUGUGGCUCUUUUUUCUACUACGUACUGAGCACGAUCUUCUGUGGCCGCUGUUUUUCUACUUCUACUUUAAAAAGAGGCCAAUGAUGAAUGGUCUUGUAAAAGCCCCUAAGGAUAGAAGCGUAGCACUCUCGAAGAAGCUGCAGAAGCGUGUAAACGUAGUAAGUCCUUAGCUCUAAAAAUUACGACUUAGAAAAUGGUGGCGCUGACGGAAUUUUGAUGGAGAAAGUGGGUGGCGAAGAGAUCCCAACCUUGGAGUUCAGCAGACGAAAGGCAAAGAAAGAGCAUUAAGGCUGCUUAUACUAGAUAUUAAUCCAAAUAAUUCAGCCGUGACUAUGACUGCAUCCCUGAAAAGUGUGGGACAGUAGUAAGUACCAUCGCAUCAUUCAUUUUACAUCACUCGGAGUACAUUCAAAUGAUCAAUGCUGUAUGGAACAGGACUCAGCAGGGAUAGAAUUGAAAGAUGGACUAUGGGUUCCUCUAAGAGCAGGCAGCACGCGCAAUUUCGCCUCCAAUUUUACCGGCGUACAGGGUAGCACAAAACGCAACAAGACAAGCGAUGGAACAACAGGUACUUGCUUGGGUGAAGGAGCUGGUACUUAGGUCAAAAUAUGGGUGAGACUGAUUUCUUACUAUAAAAUCAUCAACAUGUAGUUCAGGUGCUUACAGGUAAAACUGAUUUCGUCCUACGCUUAUCUUUAUCAAAUCAUCCUCAUUGAUUCUUAAUUUCUCAUCAUCGCUUUGAUGGGCCUCAAAGUCUGGCUUCUCAGAUCUUCACUCUUUAUGAUAGUAGAUUAGAAGAGUUACCAAAACGUGGAUAUACGCUCCAUCCACCAGCCGCUCGAACAGCAAGAUGAUGGGGUAUCUGAGGAAGAGCGCGAGCGACGCCGUAAAAAGCGUGAACAAGCAGCGCUGCUCCGCAGUCGGUGGGAGGAACAAACCCGGUUUUUCCAUCUCUUAGAAGAUCACUCUAGAAUCAUGAAUGUUUUGUCCGGCGGAGACGAACGGCUGAAACAGAGCCUAAAGAUUAAGGCUAGUUUCCCACCAUCCCAUGAUUAAUCGCCGUCUAGUUAGUACGCGCACGUUUUUAAUGGGAAAGAAACUAUGGGGCACCCACGCAGGGUAUAAUUUCACUCAAAUAAGAACAGGGAUAGUGAAAAACUAGCGCUAAAAGAAGCUUCCUAAUGGCAGUGCAUCGAGGAGACCAAGCAGGGGCUCUGAGCGGCUUAGCGAAUUCAGGUAGGAUUUUGCCUCCACACCUGUCUGCAGCGUUGGCCAAAACAUUAUCGAGUAUCGGAGGAAAUAUUAUGUGAGCAGGAGGUUGACUUUUGUCACUAAAAUUUUGACUUUUGUCUAGCAGAACAGAUGAACAGACGAGAUGUAGUUGUCAUCAUCACGGAAAGGGUUGCUGGGAUUGAGUUAAUAUUUCUGAAAGUUUCAUCUGGAUCUAAUGGUAGUAGUAGCCGCGUCUGCGGCAAUUGUCUUUAUACUUUUAUCUAGCAGAACAGAUGAACAGACGAGAUGUAGUUGUCAAGGUGAAGAUGAACGAUAGUAGCUCUUUUUAGAAGGUACUACUUCACUGAAGGGCCUCAUACAUAGAUACAUAAUGCUAUACAAGAGGCACCAUGAAAUGACAUGAUUUCUCUAAUGUACAAGCGUCUCAGCAGCCGGCGAAUACCCUUGGGCAGGUACAGCACGAUGCCGCAGUAUAUCAGGCCACGACGGGCAAGAGCUCGACUGAAAUCUUGAGCAAACAACUCGUGAGUCGGUAUUUGGCUGCCAACGCAGCGCGAAUCAACGCCAUUCCUACUUCUGGGCCGCGUAGUGGCUUACUCGCGUCACGAAAAGACUUCAUCCACAAUCAUGGCGGCAGUUUAUUUCCAGGAACUGGUGGGGGUAUUGGGGGAGUUCCUGGAAGUCAUGGUCUACAUGGUCGUCAUGGAACAAGCGCUGCCCCGAGUCACCUAUUGCUAAGGCUAUGCAUAGCGCUCAUGCUCAAGCAUGCUCUUCCUCAGCAUGAUCCCUGGAUUCACUUUUUCUAUAGCUGAAAAAGAAGUGCUCCUCAGAUAACUCAACAUAACUCAAGGAAGAUGCGCUGACUCAGAGAUGUACUCAGUACUCAGUGGAUAAGGUUAGGAGAUGUAAGGAGGUCCAGCGACGCUUAAAGCACAUAAAGAAGAGUGACCCGUUAACUUUUCCCUCAUCUUUGCUCUUCAUUAGUUGAAGGCACAAGAAGGCUGAUAGGGCCUCAUCAUUGGUAUAAUAUAGACCGAUUACUACGAGGCAUCCUGACAUGAUACAGAGGUUAGCCCGUUCAGUCAAACUCUAAUAACAGCGAAGCACGAUGCAAGUCCACGAUUGAAUUUGUUGAAGGAAGCGAGUGCAGGAGGAACUCUGGCAGCGGCGCUGAAGGAGUACAGAAAUUCUAGUAAUCUGCAAGCGGCUAAAUGGUACAAGAAAGCUUUGCCGACCGUUCCUGUUUAAGGGUUGGAGUGGAGUUGGAAAUCACUAGAUGAUCUAAGUGGAGUGGAGUUGGAAGUCUUCCAUCUACCUCAGAUACUAGAUGAUCUAAAAGCAUGUAGCCUAACAGACUGCUACAUCUAGAAAGCAAAUUGGGUAUACUACUACUGCUUUCUGCUUGCUAUAUUAGUCUAUGACCUGCUUUUCAAGGAGCAAAGAAAAGGCUACAAGAUAAAAGUAACCUACAACAAGAUAAAAGACUUGGUACGACCUCUAACCUGUUGACGACCUGUUGCUUCUAGGCAUGCAGCUGAAUGAGAUGGAGCCUCUACCGCGAUCGAAGAAACCCAGUUUUAAGGGUCCAACAAAUUGUGGUGCUGCGGUUCUGGGAGUCGAUGCUGCGGGGAAUCUACUGCCUAGUACUGGCGCUGGAGUUUCUGUUUCUGGGAGCAGUCUUAUCAACGACGGUGCAGGGAGACCGGGGAGUGUAGGUUUCUCAGGAAAAGGGAUAAGCGAUGGUAAGAGGAAGAAAAGCAAGAAAAACAAAAACAGUAGUACAACUAUGAAGGGGAAAAUGAACAAGACCGUACUAGAUGGAGAUGACGAAGUAGAACGUGAUGAAGGACGAGAAGGGACUCCUGUUGCUGCAGAUGCAAGCGAACAAGAAAACAUGUUAGAAAGAGCGAAGGCCGUUGAAGUUGUGCCCAGACUAGAUGGCGAGUCCUCGUCUGAUACUGACUCUUAAGCGUUGGAAGUUGACCUUAUCUCUAUGAACAACAUCUCUAUGGUAGGCUUGUUCCAAGCAGGAAAGCCAUAGACGUGCGGGCUACAGCGGUCAACUUUCAACCUCUAAGACUCGGAGGAAGAGAGACCCCAGAGCGAACUACUAGAGAUGAACCCGCCUCGAAAGAUGGACCGAAAUACGGUGGAUCAGCAUCAUCAAGGCACAAAUACAACAGGAAAAAAGCAUGUUCGUGCUGAUACUAACAAUAAUAUAUUUAAGGCUUCAGGUAAUCCAUCCUCAGAAGCAUCUUGAGGCCUUUCUCUGAGGGGAAAGCAAGGGCAGGAUGACUUUCAAGAUGGAUUCCGGGAAGCUCUAAUAUAAUAAAGGGUCAUGGUGAUCUUCAUCACCAACAUCAUAUCCUGAAGAAGAAGGGCAUUCUGGCUAGUUCGUCACGCGGAGGAGAAGCUUCUGCAGAUCAACAGCAUCUAGCAUCCGAAAUGCCUCGAGUCCGGCUGAGUUGGGACGGUCGAGUGUUGGCUGAUGAAGAGGCGCACUGGUCUUAAGGCUUUAUUCAUAUAUCAUAGCGGACUACUCAUUAUUAUCGACUGCAAGCCAAACCAAAUUUUCUAUAAUUAUAAACAUAGAUACUAUAAUUUGUUCAUCAUGCUACUUUUGCAGCAGCACUGCUCUCUCUGCUUUAAAUAAGCUCAAUAUCCUGAUGAAUCAUGGUCCCUCUUCAGAUUCAGAUAGUACAUCUUGUAGGAGCUGCCCUCCGCCUUAAUGAUGGAUCGGGUUAAGCGGCUCUAAUGGUCUCGUGUGGCGGAACCUGUACCGAGGGGCCGCACUGAAGAUGAUGAAGAAAUAGAAGCUGGAGAGUCGCGUCGAUUGAAACGCAUUAGCAAGGGGAGCAAACCAACUGAGGAGAAACAGCGUAUGAAAGGGACAUCAAAUUCUUCUUCUAAGAAAGCAGAGACAAGUUUUACCAAUGCGCUUUUCUAUCCAGAGCCAGAAGAAGCUGAACUACAUCAAGCUGAGGCCAUCAAUGCUGCAACGGCCAGUAAGGAACCGAGGAAGACCCUCAAUCAAAGAAGAAAACAGCUUCUAUUAAGGCUUACAGAAGUAAUUCACCUUAUAAAGGAGCCAAGCAUCUUUCGAAGAACGAAGGGCAGAAACCGUUAGGGAAAUCUUAGGCAAUCCACCGAACAGAUUCACAGCAUCAAGAAGCGCCUUCGCUUCUUUGUCCUCCUUUUCUUUGAAGGAAAGAAAACCCGCCAACGGCCAGACUAACACGAUGACUUUCGUUCAAGAUCAAGAUGAAUAUCAUGGUAAUAACAAUCUAGAAGUGAUGAAUGAACUUAGGAUGAAAUGGAUAUACGUUGUAACCUGUUACUGUAAGGUCUACUUCUUCAUGUAUUUCUAAUAGAAAUGAAUGAGCAUGAAGAGGAAAGUAAAGAAACUCGACAAGACCCGCCAGACGAGCAGAACGAAGGCAAGCCAGUUUCUUUAAGGCUUCCCCGGAUCCAUCUUCCGAAGCAUCCUCAAGAGGGUUUUCAAGGGAAAAACACGCCCAGGAUGCAUCUUGAGAUGGAUUGCGGUGAGCUCUAAUUGCUAUGAUGUACUCGCCGCCGCCUGCCAAGAAACUCGUGAAGAAACUCUCGCUGAUAGCGAAGAGGGACAAACUUCGUGGCAUCGUCCGAGAGAAACCGAAAGUGAAGAAGCCGACGAUCAUGACUGGUUUUGAUCAGAUCUUCCCUGAUGGGGGCCACCACCUCCUAGAUGGCAAGAAACCACCUAGCUUCUUCGGAACCUAUUUCGAUUUCGCGAAGGUGUGGGCUGGAGGCGGUGCAAGAUUGCCUGGUAGCGGUACUGCUAAUGUUAAGGCUGUAACAACUGGUUCAACAUCCUUUGGUGCAUCCUUGGUUUAGGGUUUGUGCAAGAGGUAUGCUUCAGUAUUAAAUCGUGCUAUACUCUUCAAGGAUACACCAGUCGAAAGAUGAACUACGGAAAGCUCUAAUACUGCGAAUGGGGGAGGAGCAAAAGCGUCAAUGAGGAAGAACAUCAAGAUGAAAAAAGGAAGUUCUACUACUUCCUCUGCUGCUGGUAGUUCUAUGAAACUUCUACGGAGCAACAGUAAGGUGGAUUCUACUGUUGGUAGUGGACGAGCAGGUAGUAAUGGAGUAGGACCGCACCAAGGACCACACCAAGGAUCAGGAGGAUCCGCUUCCUCUUCUAACGCAGGACUGCAACACCAAAACGAACCUUCUGCUUCUUCAUCUUCGAAAACGACUUGUUCUAAAACGAACAAGAUAUUCUCGACUAACGAAGCGAACACUGGCGUAGUGCCUACGCCACAGAGGCUGUUGUUAUUUAAUGACGAUAGGACGCUGCUAGUGGGGAUGGAGGAUGGCGAGGUUUUGAUCUUGUCAUUGCGGGAUGAAGCAAGGGCUGACCUUGUGGGAAAGUUUGGGGGACCAUCAGCCUCGUUUACUGUAUGGUUGAUGUGUAGUUUUCUCCCAUCUUUACAACAGACCAUGAUGUUCAUCUAGGCUUAGGCAGUUUUCCCCUUUAUUUUGAGACUGCACAUCUAGGCUUAUGGGCCCUUUUCCCUCAUCUAGGCUUAAUAGGCCCUUUUCCCUCAUCUAGGCUGACCGGCAUUUUCCCCUUUUUAAGACUGCACAUACAGUAAAACAACCGGUUAGUUUAACCCACCUCAUCUAUGAUCCUAUUCUAUCCUAGAUUAGUCCCUCGAGGCAACGUAUACUAUAGCUAUAGCUCAAAUAGAAAGGGGUGAAGCCUGGUAGCUUUAGAUCUCUCUACCUCUCUACCCCUAUGGGUCAAACAGAUAGUGGGAGAAAAAAGACCAUUCAUGUACUGGGAUUUCUUUCUCGGUGCCUGCGUCUGCGGGUGAGCCUUCCGCAACAACGAACCUUCUUGGAGCAGAUCAUGACAGCAAUGCUCUAGCAGAUUUCGUCUCACCUGAGUCCGAUUUCCUAGCAUCAUUGGCACAACAGCAAGGUGGAGGUAGUCAUCCGCUAGGGAAAAGACAAGUAUCUUCUCUUGACUUAUUUUCUUCUAGUACAACGAGGGGAGCAGCAGCUGAAGCAGUGGAAGAUGCAGGUGCUGGAACAGGAGGUGGUGAGAAGGGGCGGAAACCAAAUAAACUUCGUGUCACAGAUUUGGUUCCUUUAAGGCUUUCGCUGGAGCAUCCUCUGCAUCAUGAGCCUUGGAUCUUCUUUUUCUAUAGUUGAAAAGGAAGUGCUUCCCAAUGAUACUUCGUUCUAUGACUCAUCUCAAAGAGGAAGAUGCGAGGACCGCGGUACUUAGUUCUAAUUACUCUAUCUGUGAGCAGUACCAGCGAAACGACACCCCUGAGUACACUUUUCGGCAUCACUCCUGCAGGUGGAGACCAUAUUAACCAUAAGUGCCACGACUCAGCUGCAGCAGGAUCAGUAGGUGGUCUGAGCCGUAGUAUGUCGACAGAUUUGACGUCAACAGACUCAGUCAGUGGACUACAAGAAGCAGAUGCAGGCUGUAAUGAUGAGGCAUUGAACCGAUCGAUUCGCUUGCAACUGUCGUCGCAGAUGUCACAGCUAUUCUCGCCAGUACUCGAGAAAAACGCGAAAAACAAGGAGAGAACCACGCAAGAUGCCGCAGUAGUUAUGAUGACUUGCAAUUUGACAUGGACGGACCUGACUUGCAAUUUGAUAUGGUAGAAGAUCUGGUGCCAGAUUACGAAUACGAUGAAAUAGAGCAAAGGCGUAGAAGUGUUUGAAAUGUCUCAAUGUCACACCAUUGGUCUACUUCGUCUAAAUGUUGCUCAGGAUCAUUUCUCUGUGUAGUUGUAGUCCACUUCGGAGCUUUAUCGAGACUGCAUUCAAGAUUUUUUGUACUAGAAACAUGAUAAGUAAAUACGCAAACCUAGAAGUACAGUCUAAAAACCAAAUAUACUACUUCUAAACCUCACAACCGCGAAGAGGACAACUUGGUAGCCACUCGCGCCAAAGAGAUGCUACAUGGCCUCUUAGGCGACGAGAGACACGUGGACGUGAACACUUUACAUGAAGUUGUCACGGCACGUCGGACGACGGCGCAUAUUGCUGCCUCUCGAGCCGAUGGCGAUAUUAGUGUGUGGAGGCUGGACAUCGAAGAAACGCUAGAUAUCUCACGGUAUCGAGUUCGAGUAUUAAGGCAUUCAUCUCAAGUUGUAGUUGUCACCUCGAGUUGUACGUAGUUGCUUCCAGAAUUAUCGAGUUUUAGACUGAGUUGUGAUUACAAACUUCGGGUAGCUAGUAGGCUUUCACAUCUAGUUGUAGUUGCUUUCACAAUUAUCAAUAUCACCUUACUUGAUCGUGAGAAGUAGCACUAUGGCACCAUCUUUGACUUUGAUGUUCAUGCGCUCAUUUUGAUGAAGAGUAAAAAAGUCAGAUUAGGAAUGGAAGAUAAUUUAGAGGGAGUCAGAUUAGGUGCUAGUUUUUCUAGUGGGCCCACACCUAGCCUAUCCUCACUUUAGAUAAUUUAGAAGGGCCAAGGUCUAACAGUAGUGGUGAAAAAUGCGGAGAUGGUCUCUGUUGAUCGCUCAGUUACUGGCGGAGCGUUUUGUCUCUUGUGCGAAGUUACGGCUCAUUAGAUAUUUCAUUUCUAAGAACCUAAAAUGAUCACGAACAACUAGGGUUUACAACUUCAAUAUAAUAUUUCUAGUUCUACCAGUCAUUCCAUUCUCGCAAUUUCCUUCUUGUUGGGCGGAUUCUGAACAAGAAAUGAAGGGAUAGGGAAGAAAUGAAAUAGACGGUCUAAGUUAGCACUUGUUGCAUCCUCUAAAAGAGGCAAGAAGAAGCAAGAACCAAGGACGAAGGAGACCAACAAGAGGAACGAAGGCAAUAUGGCGUUCUCCAAUGACGGAGAUCCUUUCGAAGAAGUGGGAGGCACAAUCAACAAGAAGAAGGACUAUGAAACGACUUCGUCUUCAACAUCCGGUGAACAAUCGCUGUUCAUCGGAGGGACGCACGGGUUGGCACGAGGCGGAGACCUCCUGAACUAUUGCGCGAAAGAGACUGGGCCGACAAAAGCCGUAGCACAGGUUUUCCUGGCUGGUCGUCGACACGUGUUUUUCGGCGGGGAGGAUGGCAUCUUACGGUGUUUCGUCGAUGAUCAUGGGGAUGGUGCGGCGACAGGUUUGGAGGAACAGCAGAAUAUUAGAGGAGCUGGAGAAGAUGUGCUACCACCUCCUAGAAGUAAUGCUGCAAGCGGCGGCGUAAAAGGAACGAGUUGUACAGGAAUGAAGACACGAACAACUAAGGGCUUACAACUGAACCAUCCACGUCGACACUUGAAUAGUGGAGGAGAACUUUCGGCAGCAACUUUGAAUGCAGCCGCGAUGAACAUGCAUGCGACGUAUGCGCCCAAGCAGCCAGUGAGAUGAUAAAUGAACCUGGUCUCAGAUUGUCAAUGUUACGUAAGAACCUAAACACGUUUACAAUUGAAGUUGUAGAAUCACAAAGCACAUUGUCGAAGCAGCUAGUACGUUUUUGCUACAAAUAAAAGCAUAAAUUUGAUAUUCCUAGAAAUCCUAAUAUAAAAGAGUUAACCCUUAUUUCGGAAACUACGAAGUAAUUUUGAAACUACCAAGUAAAUUUGCAUAGUGCACGAGUAAUUCUGGCCCCAAGUGGGAGACAAACUAAUCUAAAACAGUAUGAGUGCCAAAUCUAAAGAAUUUUAAGUUGCGAAGUAGUAUUAGCCACAGCGUGUGUGGUUACAAUGCAGAGUAGUAUCAGCCACAGCCAGUGUGUGUGGUAAUGAAAGCCAAGAGCAUAUCACAGCGCUACCAAGUAAGAGCAGGAUAUGCAAGUGAAGUAGCAGACAGUAUCAACAGUUGUAACAGACUUAGCUAGGUUAAUGUAUGUGUCCUAAGUCUCAUAUCUCAAGGAAGAUAUAUUAUAAAUAUCUUCUAGUUCUACCUAGAAGCUGCACAACAGUAUGAAUAUUUUCUGCGUCGUUCUAGAUCCGUCUACGUACCAUACAGUCAUUGAUCACAGCGCUGGAGUCAAUUCCUAUCCUGUCCUUUAUAAUGCUUUAUUACUCUCGACCUUGACACAAAAACUCCCGGUACUCAAUCUAAAGAAGUAUCUAUAAGUUCUGCUUGAGUUGUUCUGGUACAACCUACAAAC